AUGAGAGAGAGCGCGAUAUGGGGCCUGUUGUUGUUACUCGUGGGAUGCUGCGCCGUCCUGGCCGAUCCCGAGGCCGAUCCUUCCGAGGAGCUGUUUAAUCGGUUGCAGCUACCCAAGAAUCGCAACGAGGAUAAGUGUUAUGAUGAGAACGGCAGGCCGCAGAGAUGUAUACCGCCAUUCGAAAAUGCGGCUUUCAACGUGCUUAUGGAAGCGACUAACACAUGUGGUGAGGAUCAUCCUAUUGAAUUCUGUAAGCAGACGGGCGUGCACAAGAAGUCGUGCGAAAUUUGCCGACGUGGUGAUCACUCAGCCUCUUUCCUCACUGAUCAUGAUAAUAAUGAUAAUGCUACCUGGUGGCAAUCGGAUACCAUGUAUGAAGGCAUCGAGUAUCCCAACCAAGUUAAUCUCACCCUACAUUUAGGAAAGACAUUUGACAUAACAUAUGUCAGAGUACUGUUUGAAUCACCUCGGCCGGAAAGCUGGGGUAUCUACAAACGGAAGAACGAGAAGUCACCGUGGGAGCCUUAUCAAUUUUAUUCAGCAACAUGCCGGGAUACAUACGAACUACCCGAGUCCAAAGAGACAGUUCGUGGUGACGACACUCGCGUGCUAUGCACCUCGGAGUUUUCCGAUAUCUCUCCUCUCACUAAAGGCACCGUUGCCUUUUCGACUUUAGAGGGCCGACCUUCCGCCUAUUACUUUGAAACCAACCCCGAACUUCAGGAAUGGGUGCAAGCGACGGCUUUAAGAAUUACUCUGGAUAGAUUAAACACAUUCGGUGAUGAAGUUUUUGGCGAUGCGCAGGUGCUGAAAUCUUAUUACUAUGCAAUAGCCGAUGUUGCAGUUGGUGCAAGAUGUGCCUGCAAUGGUCACGCCGGAGAAUGUGUAAACAGUACCAGUGUCGAUGGUAGAACUCGCAGAGUUUGCCGAUGUGAACACAACACAGCUGGACCCGAUUGCAACGAAUGUCUACCUUUUUACAAUGAUGCUCCUUGGGGUCGUGCAACAACUACAGAUGCACACGAAUGCAAGCCUUGCAAUUGUAACGGAUAUUCGGAAAGAUGCUACUUUGACAAGGAACUAUACAAGGCGAUAGGUCACGGAGGUCAUUGCUUGGAUUGUCGAGCGAAUCGCGAUGGCGCCAAUUGCGAGCGGUGUCGCGAAAAUUACUAUCAGCGACCUGAGGAUAACUAUUGUAUUGCAUGCAAUUGUAACGAGAUUGGUUCAAGAAGCUUGCAAUGUAAUAGCGAAGGUAAAUGCCAAUGUAAACCUGGUGUAACAGGUGAUAAAUGCGAUCGUUGCGCGGCCAAUUUCUAUAAUUUCGGCUCGCAGGGCUGUACUUCCUGCGAGUGCAGCUUGGCAGGUUCGACAGGCAACAUUCUUAGCUGCGAUUCUAUCACAGGAGUUUGCGCCUGUAAGGAAAACGUCGAAGGAAAACGUUGCAGAGAGUGUCGUCCAGGUUUCUUUAAUUUGGCAGUGGACAACGAAUUCGGCUGUACCCCCUGUUUUUGCUAUGGUCAUUCCUCUGUUUGCCGACCAGCAACCGGUUAUUCGAAACUGCUCAUUGAAAGUAUGUUCGUGCGAGGAAACGAGCGCUGGUCCGCGUCUGUGGCCGGUAACCCGAUACCAUUGCAUUAUGAUGCAUUGACGCAGACGAUCUCAGUUACCGCACUCGACCGUGACAAUGUGUACUUCCUCGCACCCGACAGAUUCCUGGGAGAUCAGAGAGCGUCGUACAAUCAAGACUUAUCAUUCAUACUGAGGAUAGGAGAAACUGGUCCAGCUCCUACAGCACGGGAUGUAAUUUUAGAGGGAGGAAACGGCGAACAGAUCACACAGCCGAUCUUUGGUCAGAGUAAUCGUUUACCGACUGUUACGCCUCAAGAAUAUCGAUUUAAAUUACACGAGCACUCCAGCUAUGGCUGGCAACCACGAUUAUCCUUUCGUGCCUUCAUGUCGAUUCUGUCAAAUUUGACCGCCAUAAAGAUUCGCGGGACUUACACUCAUCAAGGACGAGGAUUUUUGGAUGAUGUGAAGUUAGAGACAGCUCAUCGUGGCGCAGCCGGCGAACCAGCUGAUUGGGUCGAGCAUUGUCAAUGUCCUCAUGGUUACGUAGGUCAAUUUUGUGAAUCAUGCGCACCUGGAUUUCAUCACGACCCACCCAACGGCGGUCCUUUUGCUCUGUGUGUCCCUUGCAACUGCAAUGGGCACGCCGAUAUUUGCGAGGCCGAGACUGGACAAUGUAUCUGUCAACAUAAUACUGCAGGAAGUAAUUGCGAGUUAUGUAGCAGAGGAUAUUAUGGUUAUCCGUUGAAAGGCACUCCGGAUGAUUGCAGAUCAUGUCCUUGUCCCGAUAACGGACCUUGCAUUCUUCUGGGCAACAAUCCGGAUCCCAUUUGCUCUGAAUGUCCUAUCGGCAGGACUGGACCUAGAUGUGAAACAUGUUCUGAUGGUUAUUACGGGAAUCCUGAAAGAGGUCUCGCUUGUCAUCCUUGCGAUUGUAAUAACAAUAUCGACUUAAAUGCGGUUAGAAAUUGUAAUCACGAAACGGGAGAAUGUCUUAAAUGUGUUAAUAAUACAGCGGGCUUUCACUGUGAAGAAUGUCUUGCCGGAUAUUACGGAGAUGCAUUGUCAGAUCGCAAAGAAGAUGGAUGUAAAUUAUGUCAAUGUUAUCCACCGGGUACUUUGGAACUUGAUGAUGGAAGAGUUGCGCCUUGCGACCAACUAACAGGACAUUGUGCUUGCAAGCCACAUGUUGUUGGUCGCAAUUGCGACAAGUGUGAGGAAGGCUAUUAUCACAUCAUGAGUGGCGAGGGCUGCACACCUUGUAAUUGCGAUCUUGAAGGUUCUUAUAAUCGUACCUGUGAUCCAAUAACAGGACAAUGUCAAUGCCGAAUUGGAAUAACGGGUCAACAUUGUGAUGCCUGUGAGCCUUAUCAGUAUGGAUUCAGUCGCGAAGGUUGCAAACCUUGUGAUUGUGACAGUAUUGGUUCCCAAGAUCUUCAAUGUGAUGCAAAUGGACAAUGCCCUUGCUUAACGAACGUUGAAGGCAGACGUUGUGAUCGUUGUAAAGAAAACAAGCAUAAUCGACAACACGGCUGCGUCGAUUGUCCUGAUUGUUACAAUCUUGUACAGUCGGCAGUCAAUGAUCACCGAUCACGUUUGGCCGAACUCGAAGAUACUUUAUACAAGAUCAAUAGCAGUCCUACUGUCAUUAAAGAUUCAGACUUCGAAAAGGAGCUUAAGAAUGUCCAGGAUAGAGUAAAAGCAUUAUUAAAUAUCGCCAAACAAGGAUCCGGCAGUGAGAACAAAACAUUGGUAGAACAACUAGAUGAGCUGCGUGAACAAUUGAAUACAAUUGAUAAAAUAUAUCAAACUGUGGAUGUAACUGAGGAUGAUGCACAUGAUAUAAUCGAAGAAGGUUUGACGAGUAUUGACGAGGCAGAAAAAGUUUUGGAUAAAAUUUAUGAGCAGUUAACGGAAGCGGAAGAUUAUUUAGGUACGGAGGGUGCAAGUGCUUUAACUUCAGCGAAAUUGCGUGCCGAUCAAGUCGGUCAACAGAAUCAGCAGAUGACGUCAAUUGCACAGGAGGCGCGUGUAGUCGCUGAAUUAAAUACUAAUGAAGCCAAAAAGCUUCAUAUGCUAGCAGAGCAAGCGCGAAACACGACAUUGGAGGCAUAUAAUCUUGCAAAACAAACGAUAUCGAAAUAUUCUAAUAUAACGGACGAAAUAAGAGAUUUGGAGAAUAAAUUGGAGCAAUUAGAGGAUCGUAUGGAUGAAGUAAAAAAUCUCACCGCUAUUGCAGCUACUAAAUCCUCAGCUGUUUCUCAAGAAGCAUUAGAUUUGCUAAUUCUCGAUUUAACGCUUCCUUCAGUAGAUAUUGAGGAAUUACGACAGCAAAUAGAAAACGUCAGCAAUAUGAGCUUACAAAUAAAAGAGCAAGCACAACUCUUAUUGGAGCAAAAUGAGAAUCUUAUGGAAGAAAUGGCUGAAAAAGUUAGGAAGAGUGAAGAACUUUUAGACAGAGCUCAAGAUCAACAAGCUGCAACGGCCGAAUUACUAGCUGAGUUAGAUGAAGCCAAUGAGACGGCGAAUGAUGCUGUCAAACGUGGUGAUCAGACUCUAAAAGAAGCUCAGGAAACAUUGAAAAAAUUAGGGGAAUUUGAUGCUGAGGUACAACGUGAACGUAUUAAAGCUCAGAAUGCUUUGAAAGACAUCCAGGAAAUUGAGAGCUUGAUCAACGAUGCUAAUAUACAAGCUAGAGAGGCGGAGAGGGUGCUAAAUGGAUCAGAAGGUAACGCCAAAAGUGCGCGCGAAAUUGCACAGAAUGCUCAGACUUAUGCAGAUAGAGCGAGCGCUAACGCAAACGAUAUUAGAGUAGAAGCGAAUAAAACUAAAAUUGAAGCUCUCCGGCUCGGAAAUGAAGCCGAGAAAUUACAUCUUCGCGUUGAUACUACGGAUUCGAUGAUCAGACAAUAUGAAGUCCAGAUGGCCAAGGAUGGCAACAUCACCGCCGAGGCAAACUAUAAGGUUGGUCAGGCGAGGACCGAUGUGACCCUGGCGUCACAGCAAGUCGAUAAAGCGUUAUCUGAAGUAGACGCGAUUAUUAGGGAGCUUGAGAAUCUACCAGAAAUAGAUGAUGCCGAUUUGAAUCGCUUAGAAGAACGCUUGAUUGCCGCUGAGAAGGAAAUCAAAGCCGCAAAUCUGGAUCAGCGAAUUCGCGCGUUGACGGAGGCAAAGAAUUUGCAAACGCAAUGGGUUAAAAAUUACGAAGAUGAGGUCAGCAGAUUACGAAUCGAAGUAGAAAAUAUCGAUGAUAUUCGAAAGGCUUUGCCAACUGAUUGUUAUCAACGCGUCCGUCUUGAGCCUUAAAAUUUAUUUUUUCACGUUUUAUCUAUUUUUCCGUCAUUUUUUAAAAAUAUAUUAUAAGCUAUAUAAAUCAUUUAAAGUCCCGUGUAUCCUUAACAUUAAGGCUCGAGGAUCUUUAAAUUUUUUAGAUGAUCUUUUUCAAAUAGUUAAAACUGCCAUUUUUUAGAAAGAUUUCUUAAAUAAUAAGAUAUAGAUAAAAAUUUUUACUUAAAGGCGAUAAGUUCUUACAAUAUAUCUUCAAGUUUAAAAAAAAAAUCUAUUUAAUAAUUUUGAACAAAUUUAUACAAUAACUUAGAACUUUUUUAGAGAAUUUUUUACUGAUAAAGUUUUUGAUUCAAGUUUAUUAUUAACAAUUAAUUAAUAAACUUUUGAUACAUAUCUUUAUGCAAACAAAUAAACUUUUAUAAUUCUAAACGGCAAGUUUCUUAAAUACGUACGUAACAAUUAAAAGGCAUUUUGCAUGUUGGGCUAGAGAUGAAUUUCGUGCAUAAAUAUAUAAUAUGCACUCGGUGGCAAUAAACAUUUCAUACCAAAGAUUUUUUUUUAUAGUACUACAUACGUUUGGCUCUAUCACUUAUCAUUCAAUCUGCAUUUCUCUCUUUUUAUUUUAUUAUAUUUGUUAUGAUUACUAAUCAUGUAUAAAUAUGUAUAUAGAUCUGUAUACAUUCAUAACAUAUAACUGCCAUGUCAAUGUAUGUUAGUACAUUAUUUGCAAUGGUAUAGGGUUUAAGAAAGCAAUUAUAUUAAUCUUAUAAGUUCUUUGGCCUUUACGAUAUAGCGAAAAUGAAAAA
This is a messenger RNA of Pogonomyrmex barbatus (red harvester ant), 5660 nucleotides long. RefSeq names its product laminin subunit gamma-1 (gene LanB2). Lineage: Eukaryota; Metazoa; Arthropoda; Insecta; Hymenoptera; Formicidae. The record is from RefSeq and is a predicted model, not a curated record. Gene Ontology annotation, biological process: animal organ morphogenesis; tissue development.